This is a messenger RNA of Oppia nitens, 1806 nucleotides long. Its product is annotated as zinc finger protein 429-like. The coding region runs from base 1 to 1806 and encodes 601 amino acids. The record is from RefSeq and is a predicted model, not a curated record. Gene Ontology annotation, molecular function: RNA polymerase II cis-regulatory region sequence-specific DNA binding; DNA-binding transcription factor activity, RNA polymerase II-specific. Lineage: Eukaryota; Metazoa; Arthropoda; Arachnida; Sarcoptiformes; Oppiidae. The transcript has a single exon. Gene Ontology annotation, cellular component: nucleus. Gene Ontology annotation, biological process: regulation of transcription by RNA polymerase II.
AUGACAUCAAUGGUUGUGACAAUUGAUGACAUUUUGGAUCAAUUGUGGAGUGAAAACAAACGACUUCUCAAAGAGUUAUUGUUUGCAAACAAAUGGAUGAAUAUUUUGGAUGAAUUGAAAUCAGAAUUGAAUUUGAUUUACAAGAAGUUUGAGACACAACUGAACACUGAAGACAAGUUCAACCAAUUAAGACAUCAAUUGAAUUAUAUUUGCGAUCAAAGACGAGAUAAAGGAUUGCAUUUAAAUGAUGUCAACUUAGAUGAAGAUAAUGAACAAAGAUUUAAAUCAAAGACAACAAUGAAUGACAUAAGUAGUGAUAAUAUGAAUUAUACACAAGAUUUUGACAUUGAUUUGGAAGAAGAUAUCAAUGAAGAAAAUAGACGAAACAAAACAAAUCAAGUGAUGGAUAAUAGGAUCCAAUUAAAUGAUAAUAUCAGACGUGAAGAAAAUGAAAAUGUAAUUCAAAUAAAUCAAUCAAAUAAUACAGAAAUUAUAGAAAAUGAGACCAAAGAUGACCACAUAUUAGGAGAACAAUUGAAUGAAAGAGAARAUAGAGAUAAUAAUAUUUUGAGACUUCAAUCAAACAAUAAGACAAUUAAUCUUUCAUUGAUUUGUAAUAAAAAAGAUAAUAUUAUUGAAUACAARUGUCUGGACUGUGACAACAAAUUUCUGACACGAAAUGCUUUAACAAAUCACAUGUUUAACAGUCAUAAAAAACUAUUAGUAUUUCAAGAAAAUUGUAUUAAUCAACAAAAGGCUGAUUUGCUGACAAAGAAGUGUAAAAAUAUGGACAAUAAGGAGACUUGUGUCGUGAAUAAUAAUAAAAUCAAUGAAAAACGUUUAACUAAACAGACUAACAAUAAAGUGAGAUCAGCUCGAAAUAACCGCAAAGUUAUUAUAAGUAAUGGAUUCUUUGACUCGACAACCAAUWCAUAUAUUUGUCGACUAAAUAAUUGUAACAAAUCUUWYAAAAAUAAGAAGACAUUUUUGUCGCACCAAAAGACAUGUAAACCCGGAACCGUUAAAAAGAUGAAAAUGAUUUUCGAUAAAAAUAGUGGAAAAUAUAAAUGUCGUUACGAUGGCUGCGAUAAGAAAUAUUCACUGAAAGGCACUCUGAGAGACCACGAGAGAAGAACUCACGAAAGGGAUACAACAAAGUGGUUGUAUUGUCAGUACACUGACUGUCAGUUUCAAUGUUUUAGCGAAUUUCAAAUGAAACAACAUCUCAAUGGCAAACAUUCGGACGUUAAGACAUUUGUCUGUUCCUACAGUGGAUGUACUAAAGCAUACAAAAGAUUACAAUAUUUACAAAAACAUUCGCUUAUUCAUCAAAAUAUUGUAAUCAGAUGUGAAGUCGAUGGCUGUCAACGAAAGUUCAGACAUAAAACUGAUUUAACAAAACAUAUGGUCGAACACAGCAGUGAACCGACACUCGUAUGUCGGGUAAAGGGAUGUCUGGAAAAAUUUUUUACCAUUAAUGAGCGUAAAAAGCAUCUAAAGUUGAUUCAUAAUAUAGCAUUUAUUAAGCAAAUGAAACGAUGCGAUUGGCCCGGCUGUGAAUAUUUCGGUAAAAUAUUGGCCAGUCAUAUGCAGAUUCAUACGGGAGAGAAACCAUAUCCGUGUGUUUGGCCACAAUGUGGCAAACGGUUUAGGGAUUCGGGUAAACUUAACAAUCAUAUGAAUAUACAUAACAAUGUUAAACCGUAUGCGUGUCGUUGGCCCGGUUGUGACUACCGGUGCGCUCAUCAUUCAAAUAUUAGCAAACAUAUUAAACAAGUGCACAAAACACAAUCAUCGGUACAAUGA